AUGACAGAUGGAGAAACCGACGAGGAGGCGAAUCUGACAUUAAACGAUCUAGCGAAUUCUUCAUUUAGAUCAAAAUUAUCAUCCCCCUUAGCAGAAGCAAUCAGACCCACCAGCCUCAAAGAUUACAUUGGCCAAUCCCAUCUAGUUGAUCCCCGAAAUGGACUAAUUACAAACUUCAUCAGAUUGGGCUACUUGCCAUCGAUGAUCCUCUAUGGACCACCAGGUGUGGGCAAGACCACAUUAGCAUCUAUAUUGGCACAUGAAUGUGGAUAUGCAUUUAUAGAAUUGUCAGCCACCAAUGCGACCGUGGGUGAUUUACGAGAAUUACUGAGUUCAAUUAUACAAGAGAAUAAGAAACGAGAAUAUGAAAACGUGGGACGAUUGAAGAUUGUGGUUUUCAUUGAUGAGAUUCAUCGAUUUACGAAAAUUCAUCAGGAUUUCUUGUUGCCUUUUGUUGAGAAUGGGAAUUUUGUCUUUAUUGGAGCAACCACGGUUUCAUUGAAUAAAAGAAUACGAAAGGCGAUUUUGUCUCGAUGUCAAUUGUUUGAAUUAUAUCCUUUAUCGAGCCGUGAUAUGAUUGAGAUUGCCAAGCUGGCAGCCAAUUUUCAGAAUUUGAAACGGAAAUAUAUUCAUGGUCAGGGUAGGAUAGAAUAUACUAGUGAUGUGUAUCAAUUGUUGGUGAAUAGAGCCAAUGGAGAUUCAAGAUCAGUGAUAAAUAUGGUUGAAUUGAUUAGUUCGAAAUAUCAGUCUAAACAAGACAUAAUAAUUCCUGUUAUUAAGGAUGUUGAAAUGUUCGUUAAGAAUGUGCGUGAUUCUAGUUCGAAUAUGAGUGGGGUUAACUAUAAAAUACUAAAGAGAAUGAUGACAUCUAUUAGGCAUGGUUCAAGGACACCAAUUGCUCCAGAUAGUCCCUUAGAGUAUCUUUAUGAUGACUUUAAGAGUAGAUCAUUGGACGAUGAAGAACUUAAUUCGGAAUAUUUACAUCAAAUGCAAGUGUCAGAUGACAGCGAUGUCGAACCUGGGAAUAUUUACAGUGACACUGAAGCCAAUGAACUCUCAUUGGACACGAGCAAGCUAUCCCGUGGGCAGUUUUUCAGAUUUGCAGCAGUAUUUUAUCUCAGCUUGUUGCUUGAAAGAGGUGAAUCACCAAUUAAUAUUGGAAAAGAAUUGAUUAAUUAUUCUAUGAUGAAUUUGAAGAUUGAUACGAAGACAAUGCCGAAAUUGAUGUCGUUUUUUAAGUAUACUAAACAUGCAAAUAUCGUAUUGGAUAAUGUGAAGAUAGUACUUACUAAUUGUGUUGAAUGGAUCAUGUCGCAACCAAAAAGCAGAUCCCAUUCUAGCGUACUUGCCAACCAAUUACAUAUAUUGAAAGCUUAUCAUGAAGUAAUGAUGAAGGAGAAAGAAGUGGAAAUAAGUGGUUGUUCGCUUGAUGACGACUUUUCAGUAUCAUUUGAUCCAAUUGAUAUUGAACAAGUUGAGACUAUGCCAAUAUUUGAGAAAUCUACAAUUGAUCAGAAUGCUGGAUUUGAAGUUACUUACGUCAGUGAUGAUGAUGAAUUGAAUAUUGGAGAUCCAGAACCAAUUGGUUAA
Hemisphaericaspora subhashii is the source of this 1590-nucleotide messenger RNA. RefSeq lists its product as uncharacterized. NCBI's taxonomy places the organism in Eukaryota, Fungi, Ascomycota, Pichiomycetes, Serinales, Debaryomycetaceae. Gene Ontology annotation, biological process: DNA-templated DNA replication; regulation of DNA repair. Bases 1 to 1590 code for a protein of 529 amino acids. Gene Ontology annotation, cellular component: nucleus. The transcript has a single exon. Gene Ontology annotation, molecular function: ATP binding; single-stranded DNA helicase activity; ATP hydrolysis activity. The record is from RefSeq and is a predicted model, not a curated record.